Molecule: messenger RNA, 4752 nt
Organism: Anguilla anguilla (European eel)
Lineage: Eukaryota; Metazoa; Chordata; Actinopteri; Anguilliformes; Anguillidae
Gene: cps1
Product: carbamoyl-phosphate synthase 1, mitochondrial
Exons: 38
Coding region: 241-4740 (1499 amino acids)
Biological process (GO): 'de novo' pyrimidine nucleobase biosynthetic process; L-arginine biosynthetic process; L-glutamine metabolic process
Cellular component (GO): cytoplasm; carbamoyl-phosphate synthase complex
Molecular function (GO): ATP binding; carbamoyl-phosphate synthase (glutamine-hydrolyzing) activity; metal ion binding
Source: RefSeq, a predicted model, not a curated record
UGCAUUCUUUCCCACCCUCUGUCCCAUCCAACUAGCUACUUAUAACCAAAGCGAUGAGACACGCGGACAGCUGAGAAGUACCCUUCCCCCAGAUUUGUCAAAUAGAAAUUUGUUCUUUAAAGAGCAUUAGUUGUUGGCAUACAAUCCCGGACAAGUUCUGCUGGCUAGCUAAAUUACUUUACUCUUUGUAACCUAAGAAAUAGUUUUAGCUGGGUAACUAUACAAAACAGCCAACGCAGAAUGACACAGAUUUUGAGAGCAUAUAAUGUUGCCAGAACCCUAAAGCACGGAUGGUCCUUAGGAAGAAUCAGCAAUUUUGCCGCCUGGAAAUCAAAUGGAAUUAGAUUAUUUAGUGUAAAGGCCCAGACUGCACACCUGAUCCUGGAGGACGGCACACGAAUGAAGGGCUUGUCCUUCGGACACGGACGCUCUGUCUCCGGGGAGCUGGUCUUCAACACGGGCCUGGUGGGUUACCCCGAGGCCCUGACUGACCCCAGCUAUAGAGGGCAGAUCCUUACCCUCACCUACCCCAUCGUGGGCAACUACGGCGUGCCCAACACCCAGGAGCUGGACGAGCUGGGCCUGCGGAAGCACGUAGAGUCGGAUCGGAUCCAGGUCUCAGGGCUGUUAGUGCAGGACUACAGCCACGAGUACAGUCACUGGAACUCAGUCAAAUCCCUGGCUCAGUGGCUACAGGAAGAGGAGGUCCCUGCACUGUAUGGUGUCGACACCAGAAUGCUAACGAAGAUCAUCCGAGACAAGGGCACAGUUUUGGGGAAAAUGGAGUUUGACGGGCAACCAGUGGAGAUUUUCGAUCCCAAUCAACGGAAUCUUGUGGCCGAGGUGUCGACGAAGGAGACCGUGGUGUUCGGGAAAGGAAACCCCAUAAAAGUGGUGGCUGUUGACUGCGGAAUCAAGCACAACAUCAUCCGACUGCUGGUGAAGAGGGGAGCAGAGGUCCACCUGGUGCCCUGGGAUCAGGACCUCCUCAGUCUGGAGUACGACGGCCUGUUCAUCUCCAACGGCCCCGGGGACCCCGCGCUGGCCGGGCCCCUCAUCCACAACCUCCGCCAGGUGCUGGAGAGCGACCGGCCCCAGCCUGUAUUUGGCAUCUGCAUGGGGAACCAGAUCACCGCCCUCGCUGCGGGGGCCCAGUCUUACAAGCUGCCCAUGGGAAACAGGGGUCAGAACCAGCCAGUGCUGAACCUGAUGACGGGUCAGGCCUUCAUCACGGCACAGAACCACGGCUACGGCAUCGACAGCCAAUCGCUGCCCCCGGGCUGGAGCCCGCUGUUCGUCAACGCCAACGACGGCACCAACGAGGGGAUCAUGCACAAUACCAAGCCCAUCUUCACAGCGCAGUUCCACCCCGAGGCUAAAGGGGGCCCCACUGACACUGAGUUCCUGUUUGACGCCUUCAUCGCGAUGAUAAAGAAGGGAGAGAAGGAAAGCAUCUUCUCUGUGAUGCCGAAGAAAGCGGACGUUCCCCAGCGGCCUCAGGUGUCUAAGGUGCUGGUGCUGGGGUCUGGCGGUCUGUCCAUCGGUCAGGCCGGGGAGUUUGAUUACUCCGGGUCCCAGGCGGUCAAAGCCAUGAAGGAGGAGAACGUGAAGACGGUGCUGAUGAACCCCAACAUCGCCUCGGUCCAGACCAACGAGGUGGGCACCAAGCAGGCCGACUCCGUCUACUUCCUGCCCGUGACCCCGCAGUUCGUCACCGAGGUCAUCAAGAUCGAGCGUCCCGACGGCAUCCUGCUGUCCAUGGGCGGCCAGACCGCCCUCAACUGCGGAGUGGAGCUGUUUAAGAGCGGGGUCCUGCAGCAGUACGGGGUGCAGGUUUUGGGGACCCCGGUCGAAUCGAUCAUGGCCACCGAGGACCGUCAGCUCUUCGCCGACAAGCUGACGGAGAUCAACGAGAAGAUGGCGCCCAGCAUCGCCGUGGAGACGGUGGGGGACGCCCUAAAAGCGGCGGAGGAGAUUGGGUACCCCGUCAUGCUCCGCUCGGCCUACACGCUGGGGGGGCUGGGCUCGGGCCUCUGCGGCAGCAGGGAGGGGCUGGAGGAGACGGCCAGGAAGGCCCUGGCCACCAGCUGCCAGGUGCUCAUUGAGAAGUCCCUGCUGGGCUGGAAGGAAGUGGAGUACGAGGUGGUGAGGGACGUGGCCGACAACUGCGUCACCGUCUGCAACAUGGAGAAUUUUGACCCUCUGGGGAUCCAUACAGGGGACUCCAUCGUGGUGGCGCCCAGCCAGACCCUGUCCAACGAGGAGUACCACAUGCUGCGGGAGACCGCCAUCAAGGUGGUGCGGCACCUGGGCAUCGUGGGAGAGUGCAACAUCCAGUACGCCCUGCACCCGUCCUCCCUGGAGUACUGCAUCAUCGAGGUCAACGCCCGCCUCUCCAGAAGCUCCGCCCUCGCCUCCAAGGCAACCGGGUACCCCCUGGCGUUCGUGGCGGCGAAGCUGUCGCUGGGCAUCCCGCUGCCCGAGAUCGAGAACGCGGUGUCGGAGAAGACCACGGCCUGCUUCGAGCCCAGCCUGGACUACAUCGUCACCAAGAUCCCGCGCUGGGACCUGGACCGCUUCCACGGGAUGUCCCGCGAGAUCGGGAGCGCCAUGAAGAGCGUGGGGGAGGUGAUGGCAGUGGGGCGCACUUUUGAGGAAAGCAUCCAGAAGGCCCUGCGCAUGUGCCACCCCUCGGUGGACGGCUUCGUGCCCCACCUGCCCCUCAAGAGGGCGUGGGGCGCCCAGCAGGACCUGCAGCAGGACCUGGCAGUGCCCUCCAGCACCCGCAUCUUCUCCCUGGCAAAGGCCCUGCACAGCGGCCUCGGCGUGGACCAGAUCCACCGGCUGACCGCUAUCGACAAGUGGUUCCUGCACAAACUGCGGCGCAUCACGGAGCUGGAGCACCACCUGGGGAAGUUCCACAGCUCCACGGUACCCCUGGACCUGCUCCUGAGGGCCAAGCAGGACGGCUUCUCUGACCGGCAGGUGGGCCAGAUCCUGGGCUGCACGGAGGCAGAGGCCAGAGAGCUGAGACUGAGCCAGAACAUCAGACCCUGGGUCAAACAGAUCGACACGCUCGCUGCAGAGUACCCUGCGGUCACCAACUACCUGUACUGCACCUAUCACGGCCAGGAGCACGAUUUGGACUUUGCGGACCGGGCGGUCAUGGUCCUGGGGUGUGGCCCGUACCACAUCGGCAGCAGCGUGGAGUUCGACUGGUGCGCGGUCUCCAGCAUCCGCGCGCUCAGGCAGAUGGGCAAGCGCACGGUCGUCAUCAACCACAACCCCGAGACGGUCAGCACCGACUUCGACGAGUGCGACCGCCUCUACUUCGAGGAGCUCACCCUGGAGCGCAUCCUGGACAUCACUCAGCAGGAGGGCUGCAGCGGGAGCAUCGUCUCGGUGGGGGGGCAGAUCCCCAAUAACCUGGCCAUGCCGCUGCACCGGAACGGGGUGAAGAUCCUGGGCACCGACCCGGAGCAGAUCGACCGGGCCGAGGAGCGCUCCGUCUUCUCCAGCAUCCUGGACCAGCUGGGCGUGGACCAGGCCCCCUGGCGGGCCCUCAGCUCCCUGGAAGAUGCCUUUGCCUUUGCCAGUAAAGUGGGGUACCCCUGUCUUCUGCGCCCCUCGUAUGUCCUGAGUGGCUCGGCGAUGAACGUGGUGUACGGUGAGGAAGAAAUGAAGCGUUUCCUGGAAGAGGCAGCACAGGUGUCGCAGGAGCACCCGGUGGUCAUCACGAAGUUCAUCUGCGGAGCCAGGGAGGUGGAGGUGGACGCGGUGGCCAAGGCAGGCAAGGUGCUGGUCCACGCCAUCACGGAGCACGUGGAGGAUGCUGGAGUCCACUCUGGUGAUGCAACCCUCAUGUUACCGACACAGUCCAUCAGCCAGGGGGCGCUAGAGAAGGUGAAAACUGCUACCCGGAAAAUUGCCAAGGCCUUCGAGAUUUCAGGGCCUUUCAACACUCAGUUCCUGGUGAAAGGCAAUGAUGUCAUGGUGAUCGAGUGCAACCUCCGCGCCUCCCGCUCCUUCCCCUUCGUCUCCAAGACGAUCGGCGUGGACUUCAUCAGCGUGGCCACCCGGGUGAUGGUGGGCGAGCCGCAGGAGGAGGCGCGCCUGCCCUCGCUGGAGAACCCCAUCAUCCCCGUCGACUACGUCGGCAUCAAGGCUCCCAUGUUCUCCUGGCCCCGGCUGCGGGACGCCGACCCCGUCCUGCGCUGCGAGAUGGCGUCCACCGGAGAGGUGGCCUGCUUCGGACCAAACAUAUACUCUGCCUUCCUGAAGGCCAUGCUGUCCACGGGCUUCAAGCUGCCCCAGAGGGGCAUUCUGAUCGGGAUCCAGCACUCUUUCCGACCUCGGUUCCUGGCCACGGCCCACCAGCUGAAUGAGGAGGGGUUCAAGCUCUACGCCACCGAGGCCACCUCCGCCUGGCUCAACGUGAACGACGUGCCCUCCGCGCCCGUGGCCUGGCCCAGUCAGGAGGGCGAAGACGGGCCCCUGCCCAGCAUCAGCAGGCUGAUCAGCGAGGGGCAGAUUGACCUGGUGAUAAACCUGCCCAACAACAGCACCAGGUUCCUCCGGGACAACUUCCUGAUCCGCAGGAUGGCAGUGGACCACGGGGUGCCCCUAAUUACCAACUACCAGGUGGCCAAGCUGUUCGCCGAGGCCAUAAAGUACAGCAAGACGCUGGACACCACCAGCCUGUUCCACUACCGCCAGCGAGACGCCAGUCAACAGGGAUAGAGCUCCGCCCCC